AUGUCUGAUCUGAGCCAUAAGAAGAGGAAGAGGGAUGGGGAGAAAUCGGGGUCGUCGAAGAAAAAAGUCGUUCUCGACGCACCUCAUCCAAUUGCUACAGUCUCUUCUGUUCUUCGCCCAAAGACAUGUCCUCCUGUGAUUGCGAAUACCCCAGGCAUGGAAAUGCCCUCGAAUCUCACGUUUCACUCAUAUCUCCCUAAAAAUGCGACCUCUUCAAAGUCAAAAAAGACCGCCAUCGAAAAGGGACUGCUGCUUCACUCCUCAACACACCGAAAUCUGGAUUAUACAGCAAGAGAAGAAGAACGAGGCUCGAAGCCACUUUUGAACCACUAUAUCGGCAUCUACGAUCCUAAAACCGGCAAAUUACAGGUUGUCGAGGCCAAAAAGAUGGUUGUGCGUGGAACCGUCCGAUCGAAGCAGGUAGCAACAGAGCAAGAGGGCAAGAAGAGCAUGCUGGAUCAGAGAACGGACCUUGGUCAGACUUUCGGAACCAAAAAGGCCAAGAAGGCUAUCCAAGACAAGGUAUUGAACGCCAUUGCUCCGCAGAGGAAGCCUGGCGACACCAGCACCCCCGUCAAGCUGGACGAUGCCUCCAAAGCCAUUCUCAACUCCAUUGGCGCGGUUACAUCAACAAUGGCCUCGAGAGAAGAGCUGCAGGCAGCCGUCGACGAAGCCAAGCCGGUGCCCAAGGCAAACGUCGAUGCCAGCGAAGUCUACGACGUAUACCGCCCCGAAGAACUCAUCGGAGCUGACAUCAUUAACCUUGUGCCUAUCCGAGAAUGGCAAGAAAAGGCGAAGCAUGGCGAAAGUAUCCAAUUCCAAUCUCGAUAUGUUGUCUCUCGUGUGCAAGCCAUUGCCUCCAACGACUCUGCAGAGAUGCGAUUGCGCGUGCUGAGAUAUCUCUCCAUUGUCCUCCUGUUUUACCUCUACUCAAAGCCUGGCCGCCAAAAGGGCACUCGACAGCUGCCUCCCCGAGAAAAGCUCCGAGAGCUACUGGCACCCGCACCCGAAGCAGUCGUUGAGAAUAUUCGUCGCAAAUUCUCAGACGGCGGCCAACUGAGAAAGUUCCACAUUGAUCUCCUGAUUGCGCACUGCUGCGCAUUGGCUUGUAUCGUCGACAACUUUGAAGUGGACACCCAGGCUCUGAAGGACGAUCUUAAGCUGGACCAGAGAGUGAUGAACCAGUACUUCCACGAGAUUGGAGCAAGAGUUAAGCCUGUCAAGGAUAAGACUGAGGAGCGAACUCUGCAAGUGGCGAAGCUAACGCUUCCUCUGGAUCUUCCAAAGCAGCGACAAAUCCGAGCGCGCCGAUAA
Trichoderma gamsii is the source of this 1314-nucleotide messenger RNA. RefSeq lists its product as hypothetical. The record is from RefSeq and is a predicted model, not a curated record. Gene Ontology annotation, cellular component: RNA polymerase I complex. The coding region runs from base 1 to 1314 and encodes 437 amino acids. The transcript is spliced from 3 exons. Gene Ontology annotation, molecular function: DNA binding. Lineage: Eukaryota; Fungi; Ascomycota; Sordariomycetes; Hypocreales; Hypocreaceae. Gene Ontology annotation, biological process: transcription elongation by RNA polymerase I; nucleolar large rRNA transcription by RNA polymerase I; RNA polymerase I preinitiation complex assembly.